UCACGGAUACAGCCCAAGUCUGUAAUUUAUUUGAAAAUUAAUGACAACCACAGUGCUUCUCGAUUCUUCCGCUUCAAUAUCUUCGUGGUGAAGUUCAUUGCAUCUGUGUAGUUUAGUAUAUACUGUAUACAGAGGACGGCAGGUUCAGCAGAAGUAAAUAUUAAUAUGUCUGAUUGUGAAGUUGAUUUCAUGUGUGAAGAAGAGGAGGACUAUGGCUUGGAAUACUCCGAAGACAGCAACUCCGAGCCAGAUGUCGAUCUUGAGAAUCAAUACUACAAUUCGAAAGCAUUGAAAGAAGAUGAUCCAAAAGCAGCCCUUGCUUCGUUUCAGAAAGUACUUGAUCUUGAGGGCGGAGAAAAAGGAGAGUGGGGGUUUAAGGCCCUUAAACAGAUGAUUAAAAUAAACUUCAAAUUGGGAAACUACAAGGAAAUGAUGGCACGAUACAAACAACUUCUAACGUACAUAAAGAGUGCAGUCACUAGGAAUCAUAGUGAGAAGUCAAUCAAUUCUAUUUUGGAUUAUAUUUCCACAUCCAAAAACAUGGAAUUGCUACAAGACUUCUAUGAGACAACUUUGGAUGCCCUGAAAGAUGCCAAGAAUGACAGACUCUGGUUCAAGACAAACACAAAGCUGGGAAAACUCUACUUCGAUCGUUCAGACUUCAACAAACUUGCCAAAAUACUAAAGCAGCUGCAUCAAUCUUGUCAGACAGAUGAAGGUGAGGAUGACUUGAAGAAGGGUACACAGCUCUUGGAAAUUUAUGCACUGGAAAUUCAAAUGUACACUGCCCAGAAGAAUAACAAAAAACUAAAGACGUUGUAUGAACAGUCAUUGCACAUAAAAUCUGCCAUUCCCCAUCCACUGAUCAUGGGUGUCAUAAGAGAAUGUGGGGGUAAAAUGCAUCUGAGAGAAGGAGAGUUUGAGAAAGCACACACAGACUUCUUUGAAGCUUUCAAGAAUUAUGAUGAAUCGGGCAGUCCACGUCGUACUACAUGUCUAAAGUACUUAGUGCUAGCAAACAUGCUUAUGAAAUCUGGAAUUAAUCCUUUUGACUCCCAAGAGGCAAAGCCUUAUAAAAAUGACCCCGAAAUAUUAGCAAUGACCAAUUUAGUUUCUGCAUACCAAAAUAAUGAUAUCAAUGAAUUUGAGACCAUCCUCAAACAGAAUAGACGGAACAUAAUGGAUGAUCCAUUUAUCCGAGAGCACAUUGAAGAUCUGUUACGGAAUAUAAGAACACAAGUACUUAUUAAGCUCAUCACACCAUACACACGAAUUCACAUCCCUUUUAUCUCUAAAGAGCUGAAUAUUGAUGCAAGUGAAGUUGAGAGCCUACUGGUGUCCUGCAUUCUGGACAGCACCAUCCGUGGUCGCAUAGAUCAGGUAAACCAGGUUUUGGAGCUGGACAAGCAGUCACUCUGUGCUACGAGGUACUAUGCACUGGACAAGUGGACAUCGCAGCUUGCAACCCUACAUGUGGCAGUUGUCAACAAAAUGGCGUAGGAACUACACAGUUUCUCCUUCCCUCCAUCCAGAUGUUUCCUCUGUGUGAAACUCAAAUACAGAGCUGAAGUCUUCAUAUC
Messenger RNA from Schistocerca cancellata (South American locust), 1580 nucleotides. It is a transcript of the gene alien, whose product is annotated as COP9 signalosome complex subunit 2. Gene Ontology annotation, cellular component: COP9 signalosome. Lineage: Eukaryota; Metazoa; Arthropoda; Insecta; Orthoptera; Acrididae. The record is from RefSeq and is a predicted model, not a curated record. The transcript is spliced from 9 exons. Gene Ontology annotation, biological process: protein deneddylation. Gene Ontology annotation, molecular function: protein binding. Bases 166 to 1500 code for a protein of 444 amino acids.